Molecule: messenger RNA, 1284 nt
Organism: Cryptomeria japonica (Japanese cedar)
Lineage: Eukaryota; Viridiplantae; Streptophyta; Pinopsida; Cupressales; Cupressaceae
Product: carbon catabolite repressor protein 4 homolog 1-like
Exons: 2
Coding region: 1-1284 (427 amino acids)
Biological process (GO): nuclear-transcribed mRNA poly(A) tail shortening
Cellular component (GO): CCR4-NOT complex; cytoplasm; nucleus
Molecular function (GO): poly(A)-specific ribonuclease activity
Source: RefSeq, a predicted model, not a curated record
AUGCAAGAAACCAGAGCCAAAGAAGCAAGUGAAUCCAGCAGCGAGAGCCAAGAAUCGAGCAGCGAAAGCCAAGAAUUGGAGAGCAGAAAAUGUGAAAAUUACACAGAGCCAGCAUCUACAAAUCCUCCUCCACAGCGCAGGCUUGUGAGCCUCAAAACAGAACAAACUAUCAAAGGACCAAAAUUCACAGUUUUGACAUACAACAUUCUGGCAGACAAGUGGAACGAAUCGGACAGGAAACACAAAGCCUGCCCAGCGGCUGCACUGGAAUGGAAUAACCGAAAACACAAGUUGGUCUCUGAAAUCAUUGCAUACAAUGCCGAUAUAAUUUGUCUGCAGGAAGUGGAGGAAGAGCACUACAAAAAAUACUUCUUAAACCAGUUCAGAAAUCACGGAUAUGAUGGGCAUUAUUUGGCAAAACCUUCAGGGAACCCUAAAGAAGGCUGCGCCACCUUUUUUCUACGUGAAAGAUUUUCUUGCAUGGAGGAAAUUGAAGUGGUGUAUGGGAACCAGGAAUUCUGCAAUUUGGUGGGCGAGAAACUUUAUUUAACGGGACAUGAUCCGCAGUCUUAUCAUCCCAAGUCUCAUUCGAAGCCUACACAGAAAACACUUAGGCGAUUCCGCGCUAAUAACAUAGCUUUGAUUCUUUUGUUGAGUUUUGAUUCGAAUCUGAUUUGUGUGGCCAAUACCCAUGUGUUGGCUAAUAAAGAUCUACCAGAUGUGAAGAUGUGGCAAGCUUAUUGUCUGCUACACAAAUUAGAAGAAAUUUCAAUGGAGAAAGGGAAUGAUGAUAUGCCCAUGGUGAUCUGUGGUGACUUCAAUUCUUUUCCCAGAAGCGCAGCCCACUGUUUACUGGUGGGCAAUGAAAUUGAUCAGAAUCACACACAUCUUGAGGCUGGUACAAAGUAUAGGUUUGAUGUAAACAAGUUAAAGAGGAGAUCUAUUGAAUUGUCCAGUGCUUAUUCUGCUUAUUUUGAGCAAGGAGUUUCAGAUUGUGGUGAUGAAAAUGAUGAUGUGAUGAAGCGUUGGAUGAAUCCGGAAACCAAAGAGCCCGUGUUUACUCAUUAUGCAUCUGAUUUUCAGGAGACUUUAGAUUAUAUAUUUUAUACCCACAACAAUUUAGAGGUGGAAAAAUUAUUGGAGGUUGUGGAUUGGGAUACUGUGUCUCAGACGGAGGACAAAUAUAUUCCUUCUAGUGGAAAAGAAAAAGAAAUACAUCAUAGUGGAUGGGACACUGGGGAUACUUUAGAUCUUGUUGAUGAAUGGAAAAAAUCUUAUGAUUGA